Molecule: messenger RNA, 1050 nt
Organism: Trichoderma asperellum CBS 433.97
Lineage: Eukaryota; Fungi; Ascomycota; Sordariomycetes; Hypocreales; Hypocreaceae
Biological process (GO): ribose phosphate biosynthetic process
Molecular function (GO): sedoheptulose-bisphosphatase activity
Source: RefSeq, a predicted model, not a curated record
CAGACAAUUGUAUUCGAUUGAGCUUGAGCCGGGCAGUCUCAUAUAGUUCUGGUCUCUUCUCUUCAUCUCUUCAUCAGGACCAUUUCCAUUCCAAACUCUCUGUUCAAUCUCCUCUCCCCCCACGCACUGCGCCAUCAACGCCAGACAGCCCCGGUUUCUGCCAUCUAUACGUCGCCAACAUGGCUGCUCCCCGCGUCUUCAUCGUCCGCCAUGGAGAGACUGAGUGGUCACUCAACGGCCGACACACGGGCAGCAGCGACAUUCCCUUGACGGCCACCGGCGAGAAGCGAGUCAUUGCCACGGGCAGGGCUCUUGUAGGCGAUGACCGUUUGAUUGUCCCUCGACAGCUGUCGCAUAUUUACGUCUCUCCUCGAAAACGAGCCCAACGCACAUUCGAGUUGCUCAAUAUUGGCGUAUCUGAACCAUUACCCUGGCAACUACACGGCGGCUCUGCUGGUGGUGGCCUCAAAUGUGGUGCCACAGUCGAAAUUACUGAGGACAUUCGGGAGUGGGAUUACGGCGACUAUGAAGGUAUCACAAGCCCUGAGAUUCGCAGAAUGAGAGCCGAGCAAGGCAUUGAAGGAACUUGGGACAUUUGGAGAGAUGGCUGUCCAGGAGGAGAGAGCCCCCAAGACGUCACUGACCGUCUAGAUCGUCUCAUCGCCGACAUUCGGAAAAAAUAUCAUGAGCCUGUACUCAACUCGUCAGAUGGCCAGCAAUCGCAUAAAAAAUCAGGUGACGUUCUCAUCGUUGCACACGGACACAUUCUACGAGCCUUUUCGAUGCGAUGGGCUGGCAAGACCCUACAAGAUGGACCCGCAUUCUUACUUGAAGCUGGAGGAGUGGGGACUUUGAGUUACGAGCAUCACAACAUCGAUGAGCCAGCCAUCCUCCUUGGCGGAGCCUUUGUUGUCGACAUCCUGGAAAAGGACGGCCAGCCUUGAGGCCACGGUGAUAGAUCUUUCCGCGGUUAAAUCGAGAAAACUUGAGAAAACUUGCGUUUCGAGGUUAGAGACUUUGAGGCAUAUAGAAUUAUUUGUGGCCUACGCA